AUGAAGGUCCUCAUCAUCGUCUCGGCAUUCGUGUCGCUCACCGCAGCUGCCGCCGCGCCCAGCAAUGGCAACGGCAACGGCAACGGCAACGACAGCGCUCCCUGCAAGCCGGUGUCGACGCGGCCCACCGUCGUGGCGCAUCCCAAGCAGCCGCGUCUGCCGAUCCCCAUCCCGCCGCCGCGCAACAAAGUGUGCUGUGUCAAGACGCACGGCGACGGCGUGACGGACGACUCCACGUACAUCAUGUCGGCCUUCCACGCGUGCAAUCACGGGGGCCACGUCGUCUUCCGCGCGGACACGACGUACCUGGUCGGCACGGCCAUGGACUGGACCUUUCUCAAGGACAUUGACAUCGGUGGGUCCGGUCGAACAAUCACUGUGAACACAGUCGCUAACAUCCCCCCAGACAUCCAAGGGACGAUCCAGUUCACAAACGACACCGACUACUGGCAGGCCAACUCGUUCCGCUUCGGCUUCCAGAACGUCACCAGCUUCUUCAAGCUCGGCGGCGAGAACGUCUUCGUCUACGGCGGCGGCACGCUCCACGGCAACGGCCAGGUCUGGUACGACCUGCACGCCCAGGACACGGACACCCUGCGGCCCGUGCUCGUGGGCAUCGACGGGCUCCAGAACAGCGUCGUGGCCGACCUCCACCUGCGCCUCAGCCCCAUGUACUACCACUUUGUCGCCAACGCGAGCAACGUCGUCUUCAGCGACAUUGACAUUUCCAUUUCCAAUUCCAAUGGGGGCGCCUCGUCGAGCGCCCACCACGCCGCCAAGAACACCGACGGCUGGGACACGUACCGCAGCAGCGACAUUGCCAUCCUCAACUCGGUCGUCGUCAACGGCGACGACUGCGUGUCCCUGAAGCCCAACAGCACCCACAUCCUCGUCGCGUCGCUGUCCUGCACCGGCAGCCACGGCAUCAGCAUCGGCAGCCUCGGCCAGUACGCCGGCGCCUACGACAUUGUCGAGCACGUCUGGGUCGGCAACGUCAGCCUGCACGCCGCCACCGACGGCGCCCGCAUCAAGGUCUGGCCCAACACGCCCUCGGCCCUGUCGGGCGACCUGCAGGGCGGCGGCGGCGGCGGUCGCGUCCGCAACAUCACCUACGACGGCAUGUACAUCGACGGCGUCGACUACGCCAUCGAAAUCACCCAGUGCUAUGGCCAGAAAAACCUCACCGUCUGCCAGCAGCACCCGAGCUCGCUGACCCUCGCCGACGUUGUCUUCCGCAACUUUUACGGCGUCACCUCCACCAAGUACGCGCCCCAGAUCGCCGCCCUGGCCUGCUCGUCCACCGCCACCUGCCGCGCCAUCUCCGCCACCAACAUCGACGUCGUCAGCCCCCGCGGCGGCAACCAGGCCUACUGCCUCAACCAGAACGCGACCGCCCUCGACCUGACCUGCACCGACGUCUGGAAGGGGUUCAACUGA
This is a messenger RNA of Sporothrix schenckii 1099-18, 1437 nucleotides long. Its product is annotated as extracellular exo-polygalacturonase. Gene Ontology annotation, molecular function: polygalacturonase activity. Lineage: Eukaryota; Fungi; Ascomycota; Sordariomycetes; Ophiostomatales; Ophiostomataceae. The record is from RefSeq and is a predicted model, not a curated record. Gene Ontology annotation, biological process: carbohydrate metabolic process. Bases 1 to 1437 code for a protein of 478 amino acids. The transcript has a single exon.